Molecule: messenger RNA, 561 nt
Organism: Rotaria sordida
Lineage: Eukaryota; Metazoa; Rotifera; Eurotatoria; Philodinida; Philodinidae
Source: the annotation of a GenBank genome assembly
AUGGCUGAUAUUUAUCCGAAUGAAAGUUGGAAUUUUGUUUAUGGAGAAGCACGAACAAUAGAUAGUCUUGGUGUUUAUUCAUUUGCACGUCUUGAUCCAUUAUUUCCUGCAUCACCACAACGUUUACUAUCAGUUCCAUUAACUGAUGAACAUUGUGUAAUAAUGCUUCGACGUUGUAUAAAAAUUCUUCUACAUGAAUUAGGUCAUUUAUUUGGUUUAAAACAUUGUAUCUAUUAUGUUUGUUUGAUGAAUGGUGCAAAUAAUCAAAUUGAAAUGGAUCGACAAACUUUAUAUUUAUGUCCUAUUUGUUUACGUAAAUUAUAUUCAACACUUCAAUUUGAUGUUCGACAUAUGUAUGAAAAUUUUGUAAAUCUAUAUGAAAUAUACGGACUUGAAGAAGAACAUCUCGAUAUUACCAGUGAACCAACAUCUGACGUUACUGGAUUUUUCGAGGUUACCGUUGAUGGAAAAUUAGUUCAUUCAAAAAAAGAUGGUGAUGGACUUCCUGAUACGAAAGAAAAGAUGGAUAAGAUCGUGAAAGCGGUCGAAGAAGCUAAAUAA